Phragmites australis (common reed) is the source of this 1875-nucleotide messenger RNA. Its product is annotated as aldehyde oxidase GLOX-like. The transcript is spliced from 3 exons. Bases 1 to 1875 code for a protein of 624 amino acids. The record is from RefSeq and is a predicted model, not a curated record. Lineage: Eukaryota; Viridiplantae; Streptophyta; Magnoliopsida; Poales; Poaceae.
AUGGGGCCUCUCCUCUGCGCCGCCUUCCUCUCCGCCACUCUCCUCGCCCUGGCCGCCGUCGGCGAUGCGCACGCCUUCAACGAUUUCCGCAACAUCUUCAAGCCGCGCUCCGAGAAAGACUAUUUCCACAACUUCCACCACGCGCUCCAUGGGAAGCAGGAGCAGACGACCCCUCGCGGCAGCGACCAGCAGCAACUCAUAGCCGUGCCGGCGGCGGGCGGGAACGGUCUCAUGAGGGUGCCGACCCGGUCUCCGCUCACCGCGGUGGCGCAGGACAGGGUGGUGCUCCCCGUGGACAACGCCGCGGGGUUCCCCGGCGCGUGGUCCACCGUGAGCGAGAACGCGGGCGUGUCCGCGAUGCACAUGGUGGUCAUGCGGCACGGCAAGGCCAUCAUGUUCGACACGGUUACGACGGGGCCGUCGCUGAUGAGGCUACCCAAAAAGAACUGCCGCCCGGACCUGCGGAGCAAGCAGCCUGGCGCCGUGGACUGCUCCGCGCACGCCGUCGAGUUUGAUUACAGCACUGGCGCAGUCAGGUCCCUCAAGAUCGUAACAGACACGUGGUGCUCGUCCGGCGCGUUCGACGUGGACGGCAACCUGGUGCAGACCGGCGGCUACUUCGAAGGGGAGAAGGUUGUGAGAUACCUGAGCCCGUGCGGCAACUGCGACUGGAGGGAGUUCCCCGGGAGCUUGGCCGAAGGAAGAUGGUACGCGACGCAGCAGGUGCUCCCGGACGGCCGCUUCAUCGUGAUUGGUGGCCGGCGCGCGUUCAGCUACGAGUUCGUCCCGGCGGCCGGCCAGUCGAAUCCCAACGCCGGUCCCCUCCCGUUCCUUCGUGAAACCACCGACGACGUGGAGAACAACCUGUACCCGUUCGUCCACCUUCUCCCCGACGGGAACCUCUUCAUUUUCGCCAACGACCGCUCAGUCGUGUUCGACCCGCGCACCGGCCAGGUCCUCCGCGAGCUCCCGAUCCUCCCUGGGGGAGGCCGGAACUACCCUGCUUCCGGCAUGUCCGCGCUUCUCCCCCUCGACCUCCGCCGCGGCGAUGUGCUCACGCCCGAGGUCAUCGUCUGCGGCGGCGCCCCCAAGGCGGCCUUCAAGCUCGGUGAGAGCAACACGUUCCCGGGCGCGCUCCGGGACUGCGCGCGCAUCAAUCCGUCCAAGCCCGAUGCGCGGUGGGCGAUCGACCUGAUGCCCGUCAGCCGCGUCAUGGGCGACUUGCUGAUCCUGCCCACCGGCGACCUGCUCAUGCUCAACGGCGCGGCCAAGGGCUGCUCCGGGUGGGGCUUCGGCCGACAGCCGGUGCUGAGCCCGCUCCUCUAUUCGCCGCGGCAGCCUCGGGGCUCGCGGUUUCGCACUCUGGCCGCGACGACCAUCCCGCGCAUGUACCACGCCUCCAGCGCGGUGCUGCCCGACGCCACCGUGCUCGUGGCCGGCAGCAACACCAACUCGGCCUACAACUUUAGCGGCGUCGACUUCCCGACCGAGGUGCGGGUCGAGCGGUUCUCCCCGCCGUACCUCGCCCCGGAACGCGCCGCCAACCGGCCCGCAAUCGACGUGGCGUCCGUCCCCGGAGACGGGAUGCUGUACGGGGCCAAGUUCACGUUCCAGUUCUCGACGCCUUUGCAGGCCGUGGCCGAGGGAGACGUGAAGGUGACCAUGUACGCGCCUCCCUUCACGACGCACGGGUACUCCAUGAACCAGAGGCUGCUGGUACUGUCCGUCACCGCGUUCGCGGCCAACGGGCAGAGAUACACGGUAACAGUCGACGCUCCGGCGACGCCGGAGCUCGCACCGCCCGGCUACUACCUUGUGUACGUCGUGGCGAAGGGGGUGCCGAGCAAUGCCGCGUGGGUGAAGAUACACAAGUAA